This is a messenger RNA of Ilex paraguariensis (yerba mate), 1410 nucleotides long. Lineage: Eukaryota; Viridiplantae; Streptophyta; Magnoliopsida; Aquifoliales; Aquifoliaceae. The record is from the annotation of a GenBank genome assembly.
AUGCAAGUGUGUUGUACCAAAGACUCAAACUUCAAUCCCAACACCACCUUAGGUGAAGAAUUUCUGCCCCGACAAGAUGGUGAUCUGACGAUAAUGUAUGAUGUGAUCAGAACAUAUGAUACCAAUUACUGGGCACAGGUCACAAUUUCAAACCAUAACCCUCUUGGUCGUCUUGAUAAUUGGCAAUUAAGCUGGGAUUGGAUGAAGGAAGAGUUCAUCUUUGCCAUGAAAGGGGCUUAUCCCAGUGUUAUUGAUGCAACAGACUGCAUAUAUGGCUCGCAGGGCGAUUACUAUCAGGGCCUUGACUUUUCCACUGUAUUGAAUUGUCUUAGAAGGCCAACCAUAAUUGACCUGCCCCUAACAAUGGCCAAUGACACAAAUCUUGGGAUGAUACCUUUUUGUUGCAGAAAUGGAACUAUUUUACCCCCAUCAAUGGACCCAAGCAAGUCAACUUCAGCAUUCCAGAUUAAUGUCUUCAAAAUGCCACCGGAUCUGAACCGCUCCCAGCUCAGUCCACCACAGAACUGGCAAAUUAGUGGCACACUGAAUCCGGACUUCCAAUGCGGACCUCCAGUGCGAGUGAGUCCUAGCCAAUUCCCGAACCCAAGUGGGUUACCAUCUGAUUCAACUGCAGUUGCAAGCUGGCAAGUGGUAUGCAACAUCACUCAACCCAAGGGAGUAAGCCCCAGAUGCUGUGUAUCAUUUUCUGCCUACUACAAUGAAUCUAUCAUCCCAUGCCAAACAUGUGCUUGUGGGUGCCCUAGUAGUAGUAGUCGGACUUGUAGUACUACUACCCCCGCCCUUUUUCUUCCAUCUCAGGCUCUUCUUCUCCCAUUUGAGAAUCGAACUAAAUUGGCUACAGCUUGGGCGGAUGUUAAUCAUCUACGAAUUCCGAACCCAUUGCCCUGUGGAGAUAACUGUGGGGUCAGCCUCAACUGGCAUUUAUAUACAGAUUACACAAGUGGAUGGACAGCAAGGAUGACAAUCUUUAAUUGGGAUGAUACUUCUUUUGUAGAUUGGUUUGCUGCUGUAGAACUAGAUAAAGCAGCAGCCCCUGGAUAUCAAAAGGUGUACUCAUUCAACGGGAGUGUAUUGAAUGGUGUCAACAAUACGAUAUUCAUGCAGGGUCUUCCAGGCUUGAACUAUCUCGUAGCAGAAACAGAUGGUGCAGACCCUGCAAAAGAUCCCCGGGUGCCUGGGAAACAACAGUCUGUGAUCUCAUUUACGAAGAAAAAUUUGCCUGGAAUCAAUGUUCCUGCUGGAGAUGGGUUUCCGACUAAAGUUUACUUCAAUGGCGAGGAAUGCUCGCUGCCUAAAGUACUUCCAUCGGGUAAUUCUCAUAGAUUGGGCUCUGCUUCAAUCACUUCUGUCCUUAUAGCGAUUAUCGUCCUGAUGUUGAUUCAGCAAUAG